CCCGCCGCACACGCGGCAACGCAGCAGCCCCACGCCGCACACGGGCUCUGGCAGUGGCACUCGCAGCGCAGCAGCAGCGGCCGCCGCCACCAGGCAUGGCACAGGGCUCCGCCUCGCCAUGGCAGCAGCAGCGCGACACAGCACCCUGGACUUCCUGCUCAGCGCCCCAGCUGAUUGCAAUGCCGUUCUUAAAGGUCUACAGCCUGUUUUUCAAGAGCAGGGAAUGACAGAAACAAUUCAUAACUGGGAGGAUCAUGGUUACUUAGCAACUUACAUCAACAAAAAUGGCAGUUUUUCCAAUCUGAGAAUUUACCCUCAUGGAUUAGUAUUGGUGGAUCUGCAGAGCCACAGCGAUGAUAUGAAAGGAAGAGAUGAAAUUGAUCAUUUACUAAAUAAGAUAGAAGAAAAAAUGAAAGAGUUGUUUCACAGCAGUAUCAAAAGGGUAAAGCGAUUGCCAGCAAUUGUGAGAGGAGAAGCCAUUGAUAGAUACUGGCCCACGGCUGAUGGGCGUUUGGUAGAGUAUGACAUAGAUGAGGUUGUUUAUGAUGAAGAGUCGCCUUAUCAGAAUAUUAAAAUUCUACAUUCGAAACAGUUUGGGAAUAUUCUUAUCCUCAGUGGGGAUGUUAAUCUGGCAGAGAGUGACCUGGCGUAUACGCAAGCCAUAAUGGGCAGUGGGAAAGAAGACUACACUGGGAAAGAAGUGCUGAUCCUAGGAGGUGGUGAUGGGGGUAUACUAUAUGAAAUAGUCAAACUGAAACCAAAGAUGGUCACCAUGGUGGAGAUUGACCAAAUGGUGAUCGACGGGUGUAAAAAAUACAUGCGUAAAACAUGUGGAGAUGUCUUAGACAAUCUUAAAGGAGAAUGCUAUCAGGUUCUAAUAGAAGACUGUGUUCCAGUACUGAAGAGGUAUGCCAAAGAAGGAAGGAUGUUUGAUUAUGUAAUUAAUGAUCUGACAGCUGUUCCAAUCUCCACAUCUCCCGAAGAAGAUUCUACGUGGGAGUUUCUACGAUUGAUUCUUGACCUUUCAAUGAAAGUCCUGAAACACGAUGGAAAAUAUUUCACGCAGGGAAACUGUAUCAAUCUGACUGAAGCCUUGACCCUCUAUGAAGAACAGCUCGGCAGGCUUUAUUGCCCUGUGGAGUUCUCAAAGGAAACUGUAUGUGUACCCUCAUACAUGGAAUUAUGGGUGUUCUACGCUAUUUGGAAGACAAGAACUGAAGUGUGAAGAUCAAGAUAUUCUAAUUGUGUGCUGCAUGGAGCAUAUAGGCUUGCCGCGUGCUGCAUAUUGGCAUCUUGAACCUUUAAAUUAUAUGCUGUAGAUGAUCCUGAAACUUAGUCAUGCUAUUGAUUGUGAAUUCUUUAAAUGUUUUUUAUUAUUAUUUUAAUUUAAAAGCAAAUGGAAAAUGUAUAUUUUGAUGAGGUAGGGUGUUAUUUUUGAAAGUCAACUUAAAGAUGAAUUAGCAGCAAAACUAUAGCUGCUGAAUGCACUGAACCUUUAGAAUGUGAUUCUUUUUAUUUUUUUGUAGAUCUUCACAAACUGAUUAAAAAAAGACAUCUUUAGCAUUUCA
Molecule: messenger RNA, 1568 nt
Organism: Terrapene triunguis (Three-toed box turtle)
Lineage: Eukaryota; Metazoa; Chordata; Testudines; Emydidae
Product: spermine synthase
Exons: 11
Coding region: 119-1225 (368 amino acids)
Biological process (GO): spermine biosynthetic process
Molecular function (GO): spermine synthase activity
Source: RefSeq, a predicted model, not a curated record